Messenger RNA from Xenopus tropicalis (tropical clawed frog), 4007 nucleotides. It is a transcript of the gene prelp, whose product is annotated as proline/arginine-rich end leucine-rich repeat protein. NCBI's taxonomy places the organism in Eukaryota, Metazoa, Chordata, Amphibia, Anura, Pipidae. The record is from RefSeq and is marked provisional.
GAAAAAAGCCCACCUGUAUACAGCCGGCCACAGCCGUUACAGGCUCCCCAGUAAGUUAUAAUUGGAUCCCAAAAGUUGACUAUGAGAGCCCAGGUUAUUCUCCUCAUUCCUUUGAUCUUGAUUUUGAUCUUUGAGGUGAAUGGUCAGCGACGCAAACCACGGCCCACAGUGGUUCGACCUCCUAAGAAGCCUACUCCACCAGCACGAGAACCUGUAGAACCAACUGAGUUGCCUCCUCCUCUUCCUCCAGGACCUCCAUCUGUCUUUCCAGACUGCCCCCGUGAAUGCUUCUGUCCUCCCGAUUUUCCAUCCACAAUCUACUGUGACAGCCGCAACCUGCGCAAAGUACCAACCCUCCCUAACCGUGCCCGUUAUGUCUAUCUGCAAAACAACUUUAUUGAUGAUCUGCAAGAGGAGUCUUUUAAAAAUGCAACAGAAAUACAGUGGAUUAACCUGGACAAUAAUCGCAUCAAAAAGGUGGAAAAGAAAAUCUUGGAAAAGAUGAAUAACUUAACCUAUUUAUAUCUAGAGAAAAACCAACUAAAGGAGAUGCCAUCUUAUUUGCCCUCAAGACUAGAGCAGCUUCGCCUUAGCCGCAAUCAAAUAUCCAAGAUACCUUCAGGGGUAUUCAGCAAGAUGGAACACUUGGUCUUACUGGACCUGCACCACAACAAACUGAGUGAUGGAGGCUUUAGCAAAAAUACAUUCAAAGGCCUUAAGAACCUUAUUCAGCUAAAUCUAGCCCACAAUAUUCUGAGGAAGAUGCCUCAAGCAGUUCCUGAGUCUGUCAAUCAGUUAUUUCUAGACAGAAAUAAUAUAGAGGACAUUCCAGCAGACUACUUUAAGGAACUCCCUAACUUGGCCUUCUUAAGACUCAAUUACAACCAGCUCUCUGAUAAAGGAUUGCCUAAAAACUUAUUUAAUGUGUCCAGCCUCCUGGUACUGCAGCUUGCCCACAACAAGUUAACAGUGGUUCCACCAAUUAGCAUCAAGCUGGAACAUCUAUAUUUGAAUGACAACAUAAUUGAAAAGAUUAAUGGCACAGAGAUAUGCCCAGCUCCUCUAGUUCCAUUUGACUUUUCAUCCAGGGAUUUGUCUUCUGUUCCCCGGCUGCGAUACCUUAGGCUGGAUGGAAAUCAACUGAAGCCCCCAAUACCCCUGGAUGUUAUUAUGUGCUUCCGUCUCCUGCAAUCUGUUGUCAUCUGAUAAAUGUAACACUGCUCAACAAUAAACACUGAUAUAUACUCUUUUGUAAAGUAACUCCACAAUCCACAAUGCUAGACUAACAUAAACUCAUAUUGCAAUGCCCAAUGCACUAAUAACAAUGACACCUAUUUUCACAUUCUGCUUUAAAGCCGCACAUUACCAGAUGCUGCAGUUCAGGGUUUAUUAUAAGUGGAGUUAUCAGUGUCUGUUGUAAAUGGUCUGCCAGGAAGCUGUUACAGUGCUAUAAAAAUAGGACAUAAUGGGAAGUAUUUGAAAUUACAAAUUCCCUCUUUUCAAAUUUGAUGUUGCAGAGCAAGCAAAACAGAUUAUAUUGAUUAUAUGGCAAAUGUUGUACCAAAGUUACUGCAGUUAAAAAAAAGCUGCUUUCAUUAAUGAGUAAUUUUUGUGCCAUUUUAAAUCGAAUAAAAAAAUGAAUUAAAAAUGAAAUCAAAUUAAUCAUUUUGUGUCAUUUCUGUGACACUAUUUUAGCAUAACAUAUGUUGCUAAAAUGAUAAUGACCUGACUCAUGUGUAUCCACAGGUGCAGGGGAUUAACUAGGGAGGAGAAUCUGAAUGUUUUGAUGCUCGCGUUUUGAGCUAUAAAAUGCUCAAGUUACAAAUGUGCAGAAUCACCCUAUCAGUUAUUACAUUUAGGCUACAAAGAACGCACUACCAAUUGUUCUGCAGACAAACCAACAAAUUAUGGGAAUUGAAAACCUGUAGAUUUUAAAUUAAAUAUCGUUCCCAGAAAUCACUGAAAGUCAGCUGUUCCACACUGGGAGCCAAUUUAAAGGUUGAUUGGAGACUUUCCUUGUGUCUAUUCAUGGUAAUGUAAGGCUGAUGCCACACCAUGCGUAUGGCAUAUAUUUGGGUGCAGGCACAGGUAGGAGCAUAUGGUGCGUAUGGCGUGUGCCGAAAAUAUACACCAUACGCUAAGUGUGGCAUUAGCCUUAGCCUUAACCUAACUAAUAGUAGUUACUAUUAAAGAACUAAUUAAAUCUGAACUGAAAGUUAUGUCUGUACUAAACUUUGUGCUCUGGCAAGAUUUCUUUUCUGGCUGGGGGGUGCAUUAAACAAAUACAUGCUAAUUUAGAUUAGAACAUUUUUUAUACUAAUGCCUCACUUUUUCUUCUUUAAGAGGCAAGGCACACAGACGUUCAAAAUAUGCAGUAUUUUUUUAAUUUAGAUUAGAACAUUUUCUAUACUAAUGCCUCACUUUUUGUUCUUUAAGAGGCAAGGCACACAGACGUUCAAAAUAUGCAGUAUUUUUUUAAGCAAACCACAUUGAUUAAAAUGGCCAUCCAUAGAUAGACAAUAUCUCUGACAGAUGCUGCUUUGAAAAAGUUGGUAUUUCUUGGGAACACAGUCUAGCAAGUUUUAUGUGAAUGGGAAGCUAAAAUAUGGGCAUUUUCAAAGCAAAAGUUGUCCAUGAGAGCACUUAGGUAAGAAAUACUUAUAUUCCAAGUUGGCUGCUUUUAUUGGCCAAUGUAUGGCCAGCUUAACACACCAAAACAGCACUAAUUGAACUUAACCCUUCCCCUAACUCCAGGUCACCUCUAUCAACCUUUCUUCCUGCAGCCUUCCCGCACCACCCAUACUGUCAAAAGUGUCCCUAUCUUUGAACCCAUCUUUCUAUACAGAGUUGGCAUGCAACAUAUCACGCCGCUUUGGAUCCACUUCUGAUCUUUGUUUUUGUUUUGUAACUUUUAGUUGAACAUUCAAAUCUAACUGCUUAUUGGUUGCUAUGGGCAACAUUACCGGUGAUGCUGGCUUACACACUGUAAUAAAUAUGGUCCUUGACAGUAAAGGUGGUGUGGGGAUGGAGCAAGGCCGGUGGAGGAAGCUUGAGGUUGGGAGGAGGGUUUCAUUCUCUUUACCCAAGUCCCAUUGUAGUAUGCUAUUUGAUUUAUAUUUGAGUUAUAUCAUGUCCCUAUUAUCUCAAUACCUUGUAUUGAGAAAGAAUGUGCCUUCCUCCAGCUGAAGUAUGUCUUUACUUGAUUUUCCGGCUCUGCAAACUGACUGGGCCCAUGAUAAAAUAUAAUAUUCAACCUGACUAUUUGGGACAAACUUGUAAAUAUACAAUCUACAAAGCCAGUAGACUGUUCUGUUCAAAUAUGCUUACAACUGUACUUUUAUAUUGCUAUGCUAUUAAUUUUAAAAACAAAAAAAACCUUUUGAAUACACUGAUAAGAUCUCACCAUUUAUUUAUACAGAAUACUUAACAAUACAUUACAAUUGGGCAUAAUCACACACUUACAACAAAUUGUUGGCUGCAUAUAUUUCCUCCUCUUCAUAUUUCUAAAAUCCAAUGAUCAUAUUUCUUUCAACAACAUUUUUUCAAAAGAAAUGUACAGUUUUUUUAUAUUUUUUUGUUACAAAAAGUCUGCUUGUAUAUGGCACAUGUAUUUGCAUGUAAAUGUAUAUAUCCACAAUAUAUGCAAUUGUGUUUAUCAAAUAUAUAAUCUACAAAGUCUGUUUUAGACUAAACAGCUACCUUCCAGCCCCAAUAUUCACUUGUGACUUGACUCCAGAAGUGAUGUGUAAGGGUAAAGAAUGGCAAAAUCAAUAAAGCUUCUGAAAUUUUGUUCAAAAAGCAGUAUGUACAAUCAGGUCCACAUAAUGGGCAUUUUCAAACAACUCUAAUAGUGCUAACGUUGGUAAGUAAGUUGCUGCACUGCAAAUUUAAAAUAAAGAGUCUGGGGUUGUGAAGAUAGAUUCAAUGCUUCUGUAAUUCCUGCACUUCCCCCCCAGAAACACCUCUGUUAUGUUUUAACAAAUUAAACAUAUACUAUUAUGAUUUUG